AAAUUAUGACAUUGAUUGCUAUUUUUAACUUCUUAAUUUUUUUCUAAUAUAUAAGAGCGUUUAAUAUUUAAAAUUUUAUAUAGCUUGUAUAAAAUAAGAAUACCUAAUGGAAUGUAAUUUCAAAUAUGUUUUCUACUGGUCCUAUGGAUGGUUUUUUUGAUCAUGAUACAGCAGUUAGUUUAUAUAGAAAUGUCUAAAGUUAAUUUAAUAAUAUAGCAUGUCCUUUAGAAAGUAUAGGCAGUACAGAGGAAAACCGUACUAUGUAUUUAACAUGUUUAACUUUAUUAAAUAAAAGAAACGGCUUAAAUAACUAAUAGGGUGUUUUUGUAAAUAGUUUGCAUCAUGCUAGAGAAGUUAUGUCGCUUUCAAUGCAACUUUAUACAUAUGCACAUAUACUUUAUUAAUACUUUUAAGGGGAUUAAAAAACAAUUGAAUUUUUAGAAAAUAAUGUUAUUUGGUUUGUUCCAGCUGUCAAUGUUGACGGAUAUGAAUACUUAAAAUAAAAUUUAAAUGACGAAGAUAAAAAAUUAUAUAUCAGAAAAAAUAGAAAAAUUGAAAAGCAAUGCGAAUAUGAUUUCUUGUAAGGAAUAGAUCUAAAUAGAAACUACCCGACAGCAUUUGGAAUUGAUGAUAUAGGAAGUCUUCCAGAUUAAUGUCAUUUAAACUAUAGAGGAUAAUAACCUUUUUCGGCAAAAGAAACCUAAAAUAUAUAAAAAUUUCUUGAUUAAAGAAUAAAUAUUAAAGUUGCAAUAAAUUUGCAUUCAUAUGGAAAUAUGUGGUUGAUUCCCUUUAACUAUAUAAAUGAUAAGGAAAAUAAUUUAUUGAAAUAAAUGGAAAAAUAUUACUUAAUUUAUUA
Ichthyophthirius multifiliis is the source of this 856-nucleotide messenger RNA. Its product is annotated as zinc carboxypeptidase family protein, putative. NCBI's taxonomy places the organism in Eukaryota, Ciliophora, Oligohymenophorea, Hymenostomatida. Gene Ontology annotation, biological process: proteolysis. The record is from RefSeq and is a predicted model, not a curated record. The annotation marks the transcript as partial. The transcript has 3 exons. Gene Ontology annotation, molecular function: metallocarboxypeptidase activity; zinc ion binding.